GCCUCCUCCGUGGGGCGGGGUCUUGGUUCCUGCGCUGCGGAGGAGCUCGGUCGCGAGAGCGGAAGAAGCCCAUCAGUCUUAGGUCUCUUGGAGCAGAGAUGGCAACAGAGGGGGAGCCGAGCAGCCUUGUCAAAAUCAUCCAGCUUUUUGUGCUCUCCACAGCCUGGGGGAUGCAGAUAUGGGUUACCUUUAUUGCAGGGUUUGUUCUCUUCCGGGGUGUGAGCCGCCAUACCUUUGGCCUGGUGCAAAGCAAGCUGUUUCCUUUCUAUUUCUACACCCUGCUCAGCUGCACUUUCCUGAACCUGGCCAUCUUUGCUUCGUACCACCCGCGGGAACUUCUCAGUGCCUGGGAUAUGGUCCAGAUUGCGUCCUUUUUUAUUGGCCUCGUUCUGGCGGCUUCCAAUGCUUCCUGGCUCUCCCAAGUCACCACCAAGACCAUGUUCAAGAUGCAAGAGAUUGAAAGGGAGCACGGCCUCGGGGACGAAGUGGGGCUGUCGGCUCGGCGGGAGGGUUACCAGCUUCUGAAGGAGAAGGAUGCCAAGUACAGGAGCCUGCGCCAAAAGUUCUUCAAGUUCCACGGCCUGUCCUCUCUCUGCAACCUAGCCGGUGUCUUCUGCACCGGUCUGAAUUUGGCAUGCCUAGCGCUGCAGCUGGACAGCCUUUAGACUGCAGGGGGCGCUCUACCACUUCGCUCCUGCUGUCGCUCCAGGAUUGUUUUUCUAAGGCACAAAACCGAGCUUUCUCUUGAAGCAAAGAUGACAGCCUGUAUUCUGAGCUACGCUUGACCACUUGGAGAGAAGGAGUUUGACAGGGGCCAGAAAUCAAUUCUGCAAUGGAGUGAAUGGUUUUGGGGGAAACUACCCACUCCCGAAACAGCCAGAUUCCUCCCCCACCCCCACCCCGGCUGAAGGACAAAAUUGGAUAUUCUGUGAACCAGCAAUGGAUGGUGUAUUGCAAUCUAGACUAAAGCCUCUUUGGUCGUAUUCCUCAGUGCCCAGACAUCUGCAUUGCAGGGGGUUGGACUAGAUGACCCCCCGGGUCCCUUCCAACUCUUUAAGAGUCUAUGAUCUUGUUUUGGACACUUUUGCAUAAAUAAAAGCCAUUUCUGUUUCUGCAUCUCA
Lacerta agilis (Sand lizard) is the source of this 1121-nucleotide messenger RNA. It is a transcript of the gene TMEM205, whose product is annotated as transmembrane protein 205. Bases 99 to 665 code for a protein of 188 amino acids. NCBI's taxonomy places the organism in Eukaryota, Metazoa, Chordata, Lepidosauria, Squamata, Lacertidae. The record is from RefSeq and is a predicted model, not a curated record. The transcript is spliced from 4 exons.